UUGAGGGCUCGGGGGGGGGGCGUUAUAUGGAGAGUGGCUCCACACACACCCACAUACACACGGAGACGCACACACACACGCCCGUCAGUUGCGACAGCGGACAGAGAUCAGUGCCAGAGGACAGUGUCAGUGGAGUCCCCACUGACCAGUGAGUGAGCGCUCAUCAGUGGACAGGGCACAGGGGAGGGGACCGCCCGUGGACAGUGAGUGAGGGACAGCAUGGACGUGGAGCGCAAGAGGAACCUGCGGCAGCGCUGCGCUCUGCGCCAGCCCAUCCUCAGGGAGUUCCUGGCCGAGUUCCUGGGCACCUUCGUCUUGGUUCUGUUUGGGUGUGGCUCCGUAGCCCAGACGGUGUUGAGUCGUGGGGACCUGGGUGAGAAUCUCACCAUACACAUUGGAUUCACACUGGGAGUGAUGAUGGGUGUCUAUGUGGCGGGUGGAGUGUCAGGGGCCCACAUCAAUCCGGCUGUGUCACUUGCUAUGGUCAUUUUGGGCAAGCUCAAGGUGGCCAAGUUCCUGGUGUAUGUCAUAGCACAGUUCCUGGGUGCCUUCGCUGGGGCUGCUGCUGUCUUUGGGCUCUAUUACGAUGCCUUCAUGGAUUUCACAAGUGGAAUACUGUCAGUGACUGGCAUAAAUGCCACAGCGCACAUCUUCGCAUCCUAUCCCGCUAGGCACCUCUCGGUCCUCAACGGAUUCAUAGACCAGGUAAUAGGGACUGGUGCCCUUGUCCUGUGCAUCCUGGCCAUCAUUGAUGGGAAGAACAUUGGAGCACCCAGAGGAAUGGAGCCGCUGGCUAUUGGCUUGAUCGUCAUGGCCAUUGGGGUUUCCAUGGGGCUGAACUGCGGCUACCCCGUGAACCCUGCCCGUGACCUUGGCCCCAGGCUCUUCACCGCUGUGGCUGGAUGGGGCAUGGAGGUGUUCAGCACAGCGGAUUACUGGUGGUGGAUCCCAGUGGCGGGACCUCUCGUCGGAGGGGUGGUGGGGGCAGUCAUCUACUUCCUCUUCGUUGAAUUGCACCACACAGAGCCCGAGAAGCAGCAGGAGGACGAGGACAGCAGCGUCAAGGACAAGUACGAGAUGAUCACCAUGAGCUAGACUAGACCUAGCUCCUGCCCCCCAUUGGACAAGAAGGAAAGGGGCCCAGCAGCAUGGUGCAGUCUCUCACUGCCAGUUUCACUCACCUGAGAGCAGGCCUCUUUCUUGUCCCAUUUCUGAGAAAAAAACAUUUUCUUAAACCAAGCGAGGAAUAAAUCCUAACUUCCAAACUCCCUCCGUUGCCUAAACAUACCUUUUGUCUACACGUCAUACUCUCCUGUUAAUUUUGAAAUAACUAAUUAGGGGCUCCCAAAUGUGUUUGUAAUGCAGGUCAUUACACCAACACUCAACAAAACUCAUCAAACUUGACAGCUCGCUUUCAGUGCUCUGGCCAUUUGCUCAUUCACAGGGUAACACACCUGUCAUUGCCCUAAUGCAGGCGUGUAUACAAACGCUGAGGUCCAUUUAUCUUCCACAGAGUGAAAGCACCUCACCCACAUCUUUCCCAGGCAUCAGCUGUCAAGUUAAUUCGAACAUUAAAAGAUGCUUUCCUGACCAAAAAAAAAUCACAACCACUUUGUAGUGGAUAUAAAGAUAUUUUCAAUGACCUGUUCCCUGCUCCCAUAGCUGUAGUGUGUUCCACGGCAUCAUAAAUAUUUCACACUUCAGUGAACACUUUACCCUGAAAUCAGUGAUGCAAGAACCACAUGCGUGCCAGCUCUGCACACAUGGAUCGGCACAUGUGAUAACUCAGCCUUAAUGUGUGUUACACGAGCAGUGUUGAAGUCACGCUUCCAGCUUCUGCUUUUAUUUCGAAUUGAGCCAAGAUUCACGAUGCACCAUUUUAAUUAAUUCUUCUUUUGACAGUUGUGUUGUUUUAUGUUGCUGAUAAACAUCUUGCCUCUCGUCGGCAGAGCAGUGAGGUGGAAAUAAAAGCUGCUCCCCUGAACCAGAGUCAGAAAUAAACUACUGUUAUUAAAAUUAUGACUGCUACAGUUGAUCAUAAGAUGGUUUACUUUAUGACUCUCUACCUUGUUUGAGGUUCUGCAGCUGCGGUCUGCAUCAUGUGUCGGAUGUUUUCUAUUUUGAUAUUUGUGUGGGGUGGGUUCCCUGUAAUGCCUGUAGGUAGUGGCGGACACGUGUAGACUAGAAACGUGGGAUUUUCCAGCGCUCUGACCCUCUAGCCAUACAUGUAUGAAAAGAGCUACCAGACUGCCUGAAAAGCAAGACCAGGACAGGAGUUUAUCCAUGAGUUUUGGGGAAUUGCUUAACCCAAGGGAAUUUGCCUUCUGUCAGUUUUAUUCAAAUUUAUAGUUAAUUUACCUAGAAGAGGCCAUGGUUUAUUACCAAAAAUACAGAAUAGGGAACUUGCAGCUGUUAGUAUCGGGGGUCACUGUUCACUCCAGCCGUUAAGAGCAUUCUCACCACAUCUGCAUUUUACACAGAUUUACCUGCUAUUCACCUGUUCUCAAAUUCUGAUUGUAUACUUCAAUAAUUUUUAAAAAGUAGAUUUAUGGAGUUAAAGUAGUUUUUUAGAAUGGUUCAUUUUGUUUUACUUUCUCUUUUGUGUUUAAUUUAACUGAAUGAUCAUUGGAUGAUGUUCGGUAGAGGAUGAGGAUGUGUGCAGUCUUGUUUUUGUUUCGUGGAACCACUCUUGUCAUUGUUUUUGCUGAUUAACUAAUUGUACUUUUUGUUUUUAAAAGAAUGUGCAACUGGAAAUGUAAAUGGUAGAUUUUGCAGAAAUAAAUGCUUGAAUAUGUA
Messenger RNA from Scleropages formosus (Asian bonytongue), 2796 nucleotides. It is a transcript of the gene aqp9b, whose product is annotated as aquaporin 9b. Gene Ontology annotation, molecular function: urea transmembrane transporter activity; glycerol channel activity; water channel activity. The record is from RefSeq and is a predicted model, not a curated record. The transcript is spliced from 6 exons. NCBI's taxonomy places the organism in Eukaryota, Metazoa, Chordata, Actinopteri, Osteoglossiformes, Osteoglossidae. Gene Ontology annotation, cellular component: plasma membrane; basolateral plasma membrane. Gene Ontology annotation, biological process: water transport; glycerol transmembrane transport. Bases 220 to 1095 code for a protein of 291 amino acids.